Polistes canadensis is the source of this 15410-nucleotide messenger RNA. RefSeq lists its product as uncharacterized. Bases 1148 to 15277 code for a protein of 4709 amino acids. Lineage: Eukaryota; Metazoa; Arthropoda; Insecta; Hymenoptera; Vespidae. Gene Ontology annotation, biological process: regulation of gene expression. The transcript is spliced from 17 exons. The record is from RefSeq and is a predicted model, not a curated record. Gene Ontology annotation, cellular component: nucleus.
GAUGAUAAAUGUUUGUAGUUUUCAUCGCGAGAUGUCACAACUGUUGAAUUUACGAACGGUAGUGGUGGUGUGGUGAAUGGUGAUGGUAGUUCAAGGAAAAAGGUAAUGCCGGAUGUCGCUGUAUUCUUGCAACGAUUUGCAAAUGGCAGAUCAAUGCAGAAAAGAGAAUUCCGUGGCUUGUGUUUAAUAUUUGAAAAAAAGUAGAUUGAACUAGCUAGUGUCCAUAGUAGUAAUCGAAAGUAUAUAACAUGAUACAUAUUGAGUUGUUCCAUUAAUGGGGGCUUUAAAAAUAUUAGCAUUUAGAAUCGUGUGAGAGACGAUGUUAGUAGAAAGUAGUAUCGUUAUUUCAGUUGCAUCUUAUUUUUGAUCAAGAUAUUAACAAAACGCAACAAAAUAAGUUAUCUUUUUGACUAUCCGACGACGCUACGAUGAAGACUUGACGCAUAGGAUGCGUGCGCUCGCGCACUCGCGUGUACGUGGUACAAUUAACGCAUUAUACACAUACGCACAGACACACAUACACAAAUAUCACAUUAUUCGUACCAUCCAUUUUUGUUAAAAGGAAAGAGUUUAAAAGAGUAGUAGUAACGAAAGAGAAACUUAUGUCAUAGAAGAACAUUAAUCGCAGUGACGACAGAUAGAUAUUAAGGUGAUAGAGAAUCGUUUUUAAUCCACUUCGUUAUACACGUACAUCUAUCUAUCAAUAGUCAUAAUAAACUAUUAUUCUUGGUAAUACCGUGUACGGUAAGUACUGUAAUCAAACUCGGUUUAAUAAAACGAAGUUUCUGGCUGGAAUUUUUUUGCAUUCGCGAUGGGUAGGUCAUUGAAUCGUCGGUUAUACUAGUCCUUUAUUUUAUCGAAUCCUAGGAGACGGAUUCUCGGUAUAUUGCAUAAAUCGAGAGAGAUGGCAGGAUAUGACACUUGAAGAAAGAAAGAAGAAAAAAUAGUACGUAUAAAAAACGUUUUAACGUGACACAGAGAUUAACUACGCUACGAAUAUAUAAAUAUCGGUUAACACGAAAGAAAUAUAUUCAUUGUAUCGUUUGGAAAAAUUGAUUUAAAAUAUCAUCGAAGAAAUUGAUCCCUCGUUGCCUAGGCUUUGUUAAAAGAAUUCAACCAGUCUACGAAAACAGAUGUCUCGAUUGUAAUGAGUGCAAAAGGUAAAUUAAAAAUAAACGAAGAGAAGAUGGACGAAUAUAGUAAGAAAUUCGCAGAAAUGCAAAAAUACAUUCCGUUUUUAGAAGCUAUGAUCGAGAGGUUACAAAAUGUUAAGGACGAGUCAAGAGAGAUUCAAUUGCAAAAGAUGCAAAGCCUUCAUGGAAUUUUGUCUAAUAGUAAACGGAAGUUAAAGAUUGAAACUUUAAAAAGAUGCGAAGAUGUUCUACAAAAGUUGUACAAUAAAGUUGAAAAGUUUCAGGGAAAUACACCAGGUAUUCAUGUGUCAAACAAAAAAUCCGGGGACGUUGGUUCGCAGCCGACAGCUUCAUCGGACGAUGAAAAUCGUAACAAGAAGAACAAUGAAUCAACCGAAAUUGAAGCCAUGACAUCAAAAGUAGCGGUAGAAGAAACUCCAGCCAGCCCGAGUCCUCCAGUGAGUCCUGAAACGGUUUCUCAAACGGCUCCAAUAAUUAUACCUACAGAAAGAAGCGUAGAUUCGAUAUUGGAACUCUGCGAUGAGCAUAUAAAUUUGAAUGAAAUGGAUAUGUCUCACAGCAUUAAACCAAUCGUAAUACCGACUGAACGUAGUUGUGAUAUAGGUAGACACUCGCCGAAUUCGAGAAUUGGUUCGAUUGAGAGAGAAGAUAGCGAUGAUCUUACCUGUUCCGAAUGGGAUAUGUUAGAAGAAUCUGAGAUACAAAGACCUAAAUUUAUUAGAGGUUCCUGGAAGCCUGUGGUUACUAGUAGUAAUCAUGAUGCUCCGAACGCGACUAAACUAAUAAGUUUCAAUUUACCGCAAAAAAUGACAGAUAUGCAAAUGCUAACAAAAUCACGGCAUAUAGUUACCGUUCCAGUACCUUCGUUAGGAGGUUCCAGAAGGCUGUCGUCGGUUUUAGAAAAAAAUAUGACCGGAUUAGAUUUAGAUGCAAUUAAUUCUAAUUCUAAACCAGAAUCGCCCAUCAACGUUCCAGAAGUUUUACUUAAAUCACCCGAUUCAGAGAUUUUGUUCUCUAAACAUAAGAAUAUUUCAUCAAGGGUAAAGGAUGGUGGAUUUUCCACACCAAAAUCAAACUCAAAGCCACCAGCCAUGCUAGUUUCACCGCCACCUGUCUCAACUGAACCACCACUCUCUAUCGAGGAUUUAGCCGAAUUACUAAACGAGGAAGAAGACACAGAUAAUAAUAAGAAGAAAGAUGAUCAAUCGCAAGAUAAUUCGGAUCUUAAAAGAUUAGGAUUGGGGGACAAGCCAGCAGAGGAAACUCCAACAAAGAAGGAUAACAACAAAAAAGUAUGUACCAAUACUGAUUUAAAUACGUUCAAACAAUUUUCGCUUUCUCAAGACGAAAUUGAUCGGGAAAGCGACAGACGUUGGGAAGAAACAGACAAACAUAUUAUUAAACUUACACCGAGGAAACAUUUGCCUAAUGCAAUGCAUAUAUCGUUAAAUGCAAAAUCGGAAACAGUAAAGUCAAACGAAAUAAAGGGUCCGUCAUCAUCCCAUCAACAUAAUUUCUCUGCAAAUAUUGAUAAAUCACUUGACCAUAGACAUGGAUCAUCUUCGCCAUCUUAUAAAGUAGAAUUACGUUACCCUGAAAAUUAUGAUAGAUAUCAACGCCAAAUGCGUGAUAAUGCCAAUGAUAAAAUGUUGAAUGUGCAUCUUCGUUUGCAAGAUGAAGAAAUGGGAGGAAACGUGCAUAUUUCGCAUGGUGGUCCCGUUAUACAAGAGGACAAAAAUGCAAUGCUGUAUCAAAGACGUGCGCAAACUCCUAUCUCAGGAGAUGGGCCAAGAGUAGAUCCUUCGGGUCAACAGGAACAUUUUAAUCGGCAAUCUGUAAACCAGUCUUUAUGGCCAUCUCAUCUUCCCUCAAAUCAAAAUGAUUUUUAUAAUUCUCAGUGGAAUUCUCCUAAUAAUUACAAUCCAAUAGGCAAUAACUCGAUGCAAAGUAUACCAAUGCCUAAUUCCAUGUAUCAACAACAUAACAUGGGAAUGCACCAAGAUAUGUGGAAUUCUGGAAUUCCAAACUCAGCUCCUAUGGAUUCACAUUCAAUUAAUGAUUCACCGAUUAGAUCAAAUCAUUAUGGAAUAAGACCACUAUUGAAUAAUCCGCUUUCACAGAGUCAAGAAGUUGGUGGUCACGAUGAUUCUUCAAUAAUACCACCUCUGUUAUCUCCUACCAAUUACCCUCCUCAAUAUAGAGGCUUUCAUGAUGUCCCCUUUGAUAGACCCGUUGAUUAUCCGAUUGCAAGGCAAUCGUGGGAUCAACCAAUAAAUAGGUCGAAUGAGUCAUCUUAUCGAAAUGAUCCCGAAAUAGGUUGUUCGGAUGGGAUGAUGGGAAUGUCUAAUUCAUAUUCAAGACCAAGUACACCUUGUCCCUGGAAUAAUAGAGAUAGAGAUCGAUCUAAUCGAGGUAGAAGUAGAGAUGGUUAUUUCAAUGAUAAUAGAUGCAGAGGUGAAGGAAGGAAAAGUUUUAAUCGCGAUAAUCGCUCUAGAUCUGAUCGAGGAAUUAGAGAUAUAGGACAACACAAUGAUUGGGAUAAUUGUAAUCGAUUUAAUAGGGAAAGUCGAAUUGUUGUUUCGGAUAGAGAUCCACGAAUUCGAACAGAACACGGUACAUCGUCUCUAAAUUCAAAUCAUAAUCGAGAAAGUAGUAGUAGUAACAAUAGUAGUGGUUCUAAUAGGGAUCCACGUCUGACCAAGGAUAAGCAUUCUAAUUCGAAUAAAUUUAAAGAUGAUGCAUGUCCAAAUAGAGAUCCCAGAAAAAAACGUUCAGUAUCGUCUUCGGCGUUACCUUUGACGCUACGAAAAAUGAAACAAAAGUCGAAAUCGAAAAAGAAUGGAAAUCACAAUAAACGUAAUUCUGGUAACAAUAGCAAACAAACAAGCAACGACAAAACAUCCAUAGAUAAAAUGCAAUCGCCUCUAGAAAGUUUAUACGGUGUUAUCGAUACAAAAAGUAAGGGUGGUCGUUCUUAUGGAUUGCAAAAAUUCAAAAUACCAAAGAUCAAACGAUCAGAACAGUCUACUCAUUCGUUGAGUAAUAAAGCAAAUGAAGAGAAAAAAUCUAACAAAGAUAAAAAGAGCUCGGACAAAGACGAUACAUCUUCUGAAGUUACGAGCAGUAGCGAUGUGGCGAGCUCGAAAGAAAAUUGGGACGUGGAUGAUAGUAAUAUUGAAGUAAUACCUUCAAAAAACGAAAAUGUUGCAUCAGCGAUAGAGACAACGAAUGAGAAGAAAGAUAUUUCAUCGCCGACAACUUCAACAGUUGAUAAAGAUGAACAAAAAUUCGAGGAGCCUGAUUCAAUAACCAAUACAUCUGUGGCUACUUCCGAAACUAUAGAAAAUCCAAAGAAAGAUGAUACAGAAAUAGACGGAGAUAAAAUAAAGGAUGACCUUACCCAAGAAUGGAUCGAGGGUUUAAUUAGGAAAUCUUUAGAAAGCGGAGAAGGAAAGAAAUUGUUUGAACAAGCUAAAUUAAUAAAAAAAUUAGGCGAAGCAUUGGAAGCUAAGAAAUUAAAGAAAAUUAAGAAGAUCAUUGAAUCUGAAUCUGAAAGUAGUAGUUCGGAUAAGAAUGCAAACGCUGAGAUGAAAAAGGUACAAGUUAAGAAAAAGCGACGUGUUAUUGUUUCUUCUGAUAGUUCUGAAGAAGAUUGUUUAGCUGAAAGAUUGGGUAUAUUAAAUAAUUUAUCUGACGAAAAAGACGAGAAUAAUGAACUCAAUAAAGACAAUAAAGAUAAUAAUAUUAAAUUAGACAGUAGUGAUACUGAUGAAAAGAAUCAGAAAGAAUCUCUUCAGAUGUCUUCUGAAUCUAAGGAACUUGUAAGUACUGAUGAGAAAUUUAAUAUUGAUCAUUUGAAAAGCUCCCCUACUGUUGUGGUAAAGUCUGAAAUAACCGAAAUGUCGGAAAUUAAUAACGAUACGAAUGAAAUUGUCGAGAAUAGCAAUGAUAAAAAGAUAAUUGAGGUCAAGGAGGAUGACUUAGAACAAAGACUAAAAUGUACAGAAGAAUUUAAUGUAAAUGAACAAUUUACACCAAUCGAGAAUACUUCUUUAAAGAAUGAAAUCAUUGAAGAUAAAGAAAGUGUUUUUAAAAUGUCCAAACCAAAAACAAAAAGAAGAAAUUCUUUGGAAAUGUUACAGGAAGAUAUUCGAGAAAUGUUUAUUAGCGAAGGUGUAGUAACUGCUACAGGGCAUCGUAUGUGUCGAAUUUUGAAAGAAAAUCCAACGAGUACUUCUACUACAAUUAUGUCUACGAGUAACUCGAAUUCGAUAUCCAAAAAACCAGAAGCAAGCAAACUAUUGACUAAGCAGAACAAUGUGGAGAUAGAAAGUAAAGAACAAGUAUUAAAUAUCUCUAAAUCAAAGAAAGUUCCUAGAAUUCGAAAUAACCAAAAGUUAAGUAAAACUAAAUGCAAGAAUAAAAAGGAAGUGCAAAGGCUUACACGUCAACGUUUGAAGGGAAAAGCUUUCAGCUCUGAUAGCGAGGAAGAUCAACCUUUAUCUUUGCGAACUAAUAAUCGAGAAUGGAGUAGUAACAAAAAUUUCGAUGUUUCUAAAGAAGAAGAUGAAAAGUAUCAAGAUGCCGAAGUUCUACGUAGAAGUAAACGUGUACUUCAUAAAGAAAUUCCUAAAGAGGCUCGAGUUCUUAUAGAAAAAACGGAUAUUGUCAAAAUCGAAUCUUCCAAGACAAUGUUUGAUAGUUCUUCGGACGAAAGUUUUAAUAUAGAUGUAGCAGAAUUAACUACUACUAUAGAUAAUUCAUUUAAUACAGAAAAAGAACCAAGUCAUAGCUCACUGCAAGUAGCAUCUCCUAAGAGUAGUAGAUCAAACAUUCCGAAUCUCUCUAAGAAGGGUUUAAAAAGAAAACGUUCAACACUUCUCAGUGUCCAUAAAAUUGAAGAUGUUGCAUCGAUUACGGACGAAGAGAGUAUUGUUUCAGAUAUCUCCAUGUCAAGUAGUAUAGCUUCUGGAAAGAAAGUUAAUAAUAAUCUUGAUAAACCCAAUAACAGUAAAGAAUUAUUAGACAGUGAUACUGUAGAAGAACUAGUAUCUUCCAAAGCAAACAAAAACGUAUCUAAAUUAGAGAAAGUAAGCGACGUUGAUGCUGAUGAUGAUGUAAAUGAUUCUAUACGUAUUGAGCAAAGUCAAAAGAAAAUUUCAGUUAGAAGAAAAAGAAAGAAAUUAAAUUGGCAGAUGGGGAUUUUAUCAAAAAAGAAAAGGAAAAAAGUGUCACCUACAGUACAAGUACAAUCUGAUCGAAUUAUCCCGGAAAUUCAAGGUACACUUGAGAAAGUAGAUGUUCAAAAAGAUAAGCCUGAUAUAAUGGAAAAGUUAAAAAAUCCAGUAGCAAGUAUACCAGACAAAGAAGAACAUAAAAAAGAAUCUAUUUUAUCCUCUGUUGAUUAUGAAAUUAAUGAGGCCAAAGAUAAUGUUAUAAAUGGUGAAGAAAACAAUAAGAAAAAAGAUACUAAACAAAAAACUACAGAAAAAACUACAGAAGAAACUAAAGAAAAAGAUUGUGCAAAUGCACCUUUAGUGUCCCCUACACGUGACGUGGAAAAUAUUGUAAUCAAAACAGAAAAUAAAGAAAUGUCACCAUCAAAGGAUGAUAAACAGUGCGUAAUGUGGCGUAAUUUAAGCGUACAACAGUUAAUUGAAUAUGCUUGGUCAGGUCAUCAAAAAUAUAAGUGCUUAUAUUGUCCGUUUAAUGGUAAAAGUAUUAUUCAUCAUUAUAAAUUGAAUCAUCCUGGAAAAGAAGUUUCAAUAUCUAGAUUUAAAUCAGAAGAAGCAUAUUUUGCAAUAGAAGAAGCUAAAAAUAAUAAUUAUGAAAAGAUAUGUUCAAAAUUUCCAGAGAUAAAAUCUUAUUCAUUUAAUUGUAGAUUUUGUUAUUUCACUAUCAAAGGAACUAAAGAUGCUGCCAUUGAAGAAUUUUAUGAACAUUGUACAGCACACACUGGAGAAUAUAGAUUUGAAUGUAAGAAAUGCUCUUAUGAAACUAUUACUAAACCAUCUAUGCGUACUCAUUAUUAUAAAAAUUGUCGCAAAUAUAGUGGUACUUUUAAUAAUAUCGUAAAAGUAGAUCCAAUACCAAAAGAGAACGGUAUAUAUGGAUAUUUGUGUUCUGCGUGCAAUUAUGUACAAUUGAAAGAAAUUAAUCUUCAGAAACAUUUGAAAAUUUGGCAUCUCAAUGUCGCGGAUGUAAAUAUUAUUAAGAUAAAUAUGUCAACUAACACGGCUGACAUUACAAGCAUAAUUUCAUUAAUUAACCAUGAUUUGAAAAUGAAGCUUAAAACAAAUAAAACUUCUGAAUCAGUAGAACAAGAAAUGAAGAAUGAACAAACGAAGGAUGAACAAACGAAGGAUAAACAAACGAAAGAUGAACAAACGAAGGAUGAACAAACGGAGGAUGAACAAACGAAAGAUGCACAAGUUGUUUCUAAUAAUGAUGAUGUAAAUACAAUUAUUCUGACACCAGCUAUUUCUAAAGAGAAAAAUAAAGAAGAUAAAAUGAAAAAAAAAUCUACGACUAAUAAAAAUAAGUCAAAUAUUGCAUCUAAGGCUGAAACACAAUCGACACUGCCUGAAAAGGGAUCAGAAGAACUGACAGUACCGAGUACUAUUAAUAAUAAAUUAAGUGUAUUCGUAUGUCCGCCUGAGUUAGAGCGUAAGGAAGUAGAAAUUCAAUUGGAACGAAAAAAGAAAAUGCAAGAAAUUGUUGAAAACUUUGGAAUUAAAGUAUAUAAAGAUGUUUCCGAAAAGAAGAAAUCUAUUAUCGACACUCUAAAAGAUAAAAUGAAAACGAAUGUGCGAAAAGAAGAUAGACAGAAUAAAGAUCUUAUUUCAACAAGCAAUGUUUCUGAAUUAUGUCUUUCAAACGACUCUGUUUCUUCUACUAGUUCAACACCAUCUCAAAGUAAUACAAAGACAAUGGAGCUAUCUAUAUCAAAUACCAAAACAAUAAAUGAGCAAGAUAAUAUUACCGAUGUGGUUGAAAACAAUUCAAAUCUCAGUUUUGAAAAAACAGAUGUCCAAGAUCCCUCACUAUCCACAAAUAUUGAUAAUAAGACGGUUGAAAGCGAAAUUGAGACAAGCGAUAAUGAAACUACUAGAGAGUCUGCAACCAUUUAUGAUUCAGAUUCUAGUAGCGAGCAAACGGACACAGAAAUAACUACAGAUGUAAACACAAUAUUAAAAGAAACUUCCAAUAUUACUGCAUCGUCAAAAGAUCCGAUGAUGACAACCAUACAAAGACUUGCCGCUCAAUUACAAAGUACAAAAUCACGUGAUGAAGAUGCAUCUGAAAAUCUUACUAAUACUCUAAUUGAUAAUAUCAACAUUACAUUUAUACCAAAACCUCCAAAUGUAAUACCUAUUUCCAGCCUUAAACAUUUGUUUGAUAAACAAAAUCAAACAAUACACGAGUUUACAAAACCGGUCGCAAAUGAUGACAAUGAACCAAAAAAUUUCCUCAGAUUCAGACGUUUAAGCGGUGAUAUGCUUUCUGUGCCUACUCAACCUUCAGAAAAUCAAGAAGACAGGCUAUCUUUAAGUGCGAGUCAAUCUGAUAUUGUAGGUGACGUAUUACAAACGGAUACAGAAGAAGAAUGUUCAUUUUUAAAAAUCGAGAAUGUAGUUAGUCUUGCACCAUCUACUGAAAGUGUCGAAAGUGAAAAUACUAUUAUAAAUGAUAUCAGAAAAGCUGUUGAAACUUUAUCAGUUAAACAUCAAACAGUCUCAUUGUUAAAAACUUCUUCUAAUCAACCAUUAUUUUUAAAAAGAAUUAAUCCUGUGGCUAUAAGACCAGCAAUUGGAACACCAGGUGUUUCUCAUGAACCUUUACAAUUAAUACCACUCAAAGCAGUCAAAGCAGUCAAAGCAACCAAAACAACCAAAUCAGCCAAAUCAGACAAAUCAGAUAAACAAGUCAAAUCAAUCAAAUCACUAAUGCCUAAACCAUCAACAACUACUACCAAUUUCAUACCUAUUGUUCCAAAGUCACAGAUAAUACAAAUAGAACAUAAUCAAUUACCAUUUCAAGUAUCUGUUGGUAAAGCUACUACUAUAUCACCAAUAACUACUCAUAUUGCGGGAUCGAACUCUCCAUCUUUUACAAAUCCAAAUUACAAAAUUUUAAAAGUGAUUAAAACGACGCCUUCUCUUAGAGCAAAGGAUUUAACAACUAAGUCGACAGUAGAUAAAUUGAAAACUUCCGACUGUUAUAUGGCCAUGUUAAAACCUCAAAAACUCAGUCACUUAUACAAAUGUAUGGGUCGUAAUUGUUCUUUUACAUCAGAUUCUGAAAUUUCAUUUUGCAAACAUUACAGUCUACAUAUGGUAUCUUCAAUGAAUACAAAUGAUGCUUCUCCACAUGAUUAUCAAAAAUGUGCCUAUUGUUAUAUGGUUCUAAGCGAUUCCGCGCAAAUGAUAAACCACGUAAAUGAGAAACAUUCUCACUGUCGUUAUCAAUGUAAUUGCUGUUUUUAUAGAGCAAUUACACCAUCUUAUGUACAAAUACAUCAGGCGAUAUCUCACGCAAACAACGCAAAUACUGGCAUUUUGCUUGGUAAACAAAAAAAAGAUAUUCCAACUAAAGAGGAUUUUAAUCGCCGUGAUUAUGUAGAACCGUACAUAUGUCAACAUGCAUGUGACAAGAUGUUUUAUACACCAGAUGCAUUCUUGCAUCAUUUAAAAGCAAAGCAUCCUUUUAUAUCUAGUUAUAAGUGUCACUUAUGUCACUCAUCAUACAUAAAACCACACCAGCUCGUAACACAUUACAAAAUUCAUGGGAUUAAUAAACACCAAUGCUUGUACUGUUUAAAUGGUACAGACACAUUUAGCGAUAUGCUUACCCAUUUAAGUCUAUUUCAUUGUAAUCGAUUGCCACAAAUUCUUGAACGUAUUAUAUCAACAGAGACACAAUCUACAGACGUAAUAAAUCGACUGUCAAUAAAAACUCUGGACAUGAAAACGGCAAGCACAGUAGUAGAUCCAACUGAAAAUAACCAGGAAAAUCCUGAAUCGUCAGAAGACAUUUCUAUAUUGGAUGACAGAACGAAAGAUACGACGGAUACGGUGACUAAUUUAUUUGUAAAGGACAGUAAUAAGGAAGGCAAUUCUUCGUCAUCCAAUAAUAGUUCUAUAGGUUUUACAAAUCAAUCUUCAGACAUAAUAAAUAAUUCUAAUAGUUGCAAUGAAGCUCUUCAAUUAGAAAAUAAAACAUCAGACACAAAUAUUAAUCCGGAAGGAAAGUAUCAUAUUUCAAGGCAUAUUCUUCAUGAACCUGAAUUACAAUUAUUAUCUGGCGUAGAUGGAGAUAUCAGCGCAGUAGAUCCAUUACAAUUAACAAAUUCAUUAGAUUGUGCGGAUGAAUACGUUAAUAUCAAUGUUUUAGACAAUCCUAAUUUCGUGAAAAAUUUGGCUAAUCAGAACAACUUUUCCGCUACUAAGAAAUCUUUAAUUAAUGAAAACAAAACAGACGACAGUGAUAUAGAAAUAUUAGAUCAUAUUGAAAUUGCACAAGACGAUAAGAAAAACAUAGAAGAAAAGUUAAACCAAAGCGAUAAGGAUGUCCAAGAAACAUCAGAUAUAAUUUCAACUGAAAAACAAGAAAUAAAUAUAACUCGUGACAUAGAAGCCACGAAUAGUUCUGAUAUUUUAAAUACUAAUGUUAAAUCAGUAAAACCUUUGACUUUGGAAGAUAUUAAAGAUACAGGUUGUACAGGAAAUGAAUUGUAUAAAUGUGGCUAUGAAAAUUGUGAAUUCAAUGCUAUUAAUUCCUCUAUGCUUCGAGGACAUAUGAAAAAGUGUAGUCAUAAAACAGCUGAUAAGAAUUCAAGUUGUGUACACUGCAAGAAACGUUUUGUUAAAGUUGGCUUUUUACUUGAACAUUUAAAACUACAUGAGUUAAAACGUUUUGGUUGUUCACUAUGUGAUGCACGAUUUAGUGUUUCUUAUCAAGCCAAUAAUCAUAUGAAAGUAAAGCAUAAAUUUCAAUGCUCUAAAGUAAUUCCUGCUGAUCCAACAAAUCCUUCAGCCGAUGGCCUUUUUAUUGUACAACAUGUCUGGCCUAAAGAACGAAAAGGUAAAAAACGAAAAGGGGCAAGAGCAUCGGAAAAAGAUUUUGACAAAACUUUUGAUAUCGAAAAAUUAAUUUUUGGUCCUGACGAAAUAGAAUUGUUGCCUCGUCAAGCGAUAUAUAAUCGUGAGGUACAAUGUGCUGUUUGUCCUUAUACUACUAAAGUUAGAACUAAUAUUAUUAGACAUUUGCAACUUCAUGCUAAAGACGAAACUGUACCAGAAAUUGGUCCAGUCAAUCCUGUACCUUGUUUAGAUAAAAAAGAGAGAAUGUUCGACAAAAUGGUCAAUCUUGCAAGUAGUUCUCAUCAAAACGGUCGAAUGGGAGGAAAACCUAAAGACUCUGAAAAAGAUAACGAUGAGAGUUUUAUACCUAAAUUUGUACCAGAGCACAAAAGAUACGUAUGCAGCGUAACAGAAUGUAAUUAUCUUACUGUCGACGAAGCUAUGUUACGUUACCAUUUAAAAGCAUUGCAUUCUGAUGAACAGUACUUCCGAUGCCCACAUUGUCCACAACCAUCUCCGGGCCAAGAAGUACAAAACAUAGCAAUUGAUAAAAUGGGAGUUCAUUUGAAAAUGCAUGAUACUAGACUUUAUAAAUGUUCUCAUUGUAAUCAUCAUCACUAUCAUAGGCAUAUCAUUGAGAGACAUCUUUCUGAUAAACAUCCGGAGAAAAGACCAUUUGUCAAAGUAAUUAGGGAAUUAGAAAGUACAGAAAAUAACGUUCAACAACCAGCUCAAGAAAAAAUAGAAAAAGAAAUUCCAGAUCCAGAUGGUAACCAUUGGAAAUGUAACAUUUGUGAAUUUAAAUGUGUUUACAAAACUGAAAUGAUAUCUCAUUUAUCUCUAACCCACGAAGAAAAGACUCAAUUCAAAUGUACUGCCUGCGGUUAUAAGACAAAUGUAAAAGUACUUCUCGAACAACAUAUUACCUUCAAACAUGUGGGUGAACCAAGUAUUAUUAAUUAUAUCAUGAAUUAUGAAAAAAUAAAAGGUAUAAGUAAAAAAUCAGGGGAUACGGUUGAGCAAGGAGGACAAGAUGAACCGUUCGAUACUACUCCUCUUUGGAGAAGAGAUAUGCCACGAGUGAGACAUAUUCGUGGUAUCCUUUUAGAGGAUGAAGAAGUGGCUUUAAAAACUGAAACAUCUAUCAAACAAGGAAAAAGAAAAAGUGAUUCGGAUCUAGCUUCUACUAAACCAGCCAAAAUUAAACACGGCAAAUCAGUUUCUUUAGAUGAAAAUAAGCAUUGUAAUGAAAAAUCAAAACGUUCUCUGUCGUGCGAGAAAAUUGAAGUGAAUAAUUCUGUUGGAAGUGAAAGUAAUAUGUCGAAGGAAAUAAUCACGGAUAAUAGUAAUAUUUCACUUGAAAAAACACCAUCGAAAUCAAAUAAGAUUGAAGAAAUUGAUAAUGAAUCAGACGUAGAAGUAUUUGGACCUUAUGGAAGUCCUGUGAAUAAUUUGUAUGUGUGUACAUUGUGUGAUCAAUAUAAGACAAAAUACAAGCACGAUAUGCGGGAUCAUCUUUACAGAGAAUUAAAUUACUCAAGAUGGCAUUGCAAGGGUUGUGGAUUCUUGUCUGUAAAUCGUAAUGCAUUGUUGAAACAUUUUUCAAGACGUCACGGUGGAGGACGACCGGAUCAUGAACCUCUUUCUCCUGAUUAUUCUAUUGAACAAUGGGUCUGUACUUUGCUUAAGAGACAAACUGAUAUAAUGAAAGGAUUAAUACCGAAACCAGAUAAUAAGAAUAAGUCUUCUAUUACUAAAAGUAAUUACAAUAUUAUUAAGAAAGGUGAAAUUUUAAAAAACUUAUGUUCAAAAAGAAAGAAGAUAAGAUAUAACGCGACUAAAAAAAUUAAAACUAUUGAUAUAAAUAGUAAUGACGACAGUGAUAAUACAGAUAAGGAUAAGAACAAAGAUAAAGAUAAGAAUAAAGAUAAAGAUAAGGAUAAGAAUAAGGAUAAAAGUAAGGAUAUGGAUAUGGAUAUGGAUAUGGAUAUGGAUAAGGAUAAGGAUAAGGACAAGGAUAAAGAUAAAAAUAAGGAUAAAGAUAAUGCUAAUGCUGAUGCUGAUGCUGAUGCUGAUGCUGAUACUGAUGCUGAUACUGAUGCUAAUACCGAUGCUAAUGCCAAUGCUAAUGUCGAUGCUAAUGUUAAUGGUAAAGGUAAUGGUAAUGGUAACGAUAAUGAUAAUAAUGAUUAUGAUGAUGAAGAUGAUGAUGACGAUAACGAUGACGAUGACGAUGACGAUAAUUAUGAUGAUAAUAGCGAUAGUAGCAAGAAUCCUGUCAUUAAUACUAAUAAAUCGGGUCAAGAAAAAGAUGUAGAAGCAAAGAAAAGUAAAGAUUUACUAAAGAAUAAUGCGGAUAAUCAUUUAACUUGUAAACAUUGCAAAAUGAGAUUUACUAAAUUGAGUGGAUUUAAAUUACAUGUGCAAAUUGCACAUUUAAAAUGUCUUCAAUAUCUUUGUCCUUAUUGUGAUCGAAACACCAGCUAUAAAAACGCGAUGCGUCAACAUAUUCGUACAAAACAUCUUGGUUUGGCUGAGAAAAUCAUUCAUAAUCCUAUACCCAAUGACCUGGAAUUAACUGAUGAUUUUUGGUUGAAGGAAUAUGGUGUUAUGAAUUUGAAAGAACGUAAAAGAAGAAGUCAAAUAAAAGAGAGUUCUGCUACUGGUAGCGAUAAAACUGAUCAAGUACCAAGUGAAAUAUUAGGAGAUUGUAAACAGUGUGGUUUUAUUGCUUUGAAUCGUCAUGAACUGGAAGUACAUCUGGAAAUGCACGGGCCAAAAACAGAUUUUAAGUGUCAAUAUUGUGAUUUUAAUUGUGAUUCAAAAGCAGAUAUUGAAAAACAUUUGGAUACCAGUCAUCCUCGUGUACCAUCUAACAUUACAGAAGUUUCUAUGGAAAAUAUUGCAUCUACUAGCAGUGAUGUAAAUGCAGAGAAAUCUACAAAUGAUAACAAAGUUUUAAAUACAAAUAAUGAAAAUUGUACAAAUAAUUGUGAUUCAAAAGAAGUAAGAUACUCUUGCUAUUAUUGCAAAAUUCAAAGUAAUUCUAUAGAUGUAUUACGAAGACAUUGGAGUUCAUGUCAUCACACUUCGACAGUAAUUAAUGAAUUAGAAGGAAUAAAAGUAAAUCUUCCAUUUAAAUAUAACGAAGUAUACGUGCCAGUUCCAAAUAUAAAAAGUGGGGAUAGUGAUAUUGAAAUGACUGUAAAAACUGUUAAUAGUAACGACACUAAAGCAUGGAUUUGUCAAUGGUGCCACGAAGUAUGUUAUGCUGACUGCGAUAUGAAAAAUCAUCAAAAUAUGUUUCAUUCUCAUUUACCAUUUCAUUUCAAAACCAAGUGUGGGAAAGAUUUACAUAAAGUAUAUGUUUGUCCAAUAUGUUCUUUUAAAACAAUUUUUAUCAAUGGCAUGAGAAAACAUGUAACCAGACACAUAGAUUUUUAUAAAUGUAAAUAUUGCUAUGAAACAUUUAUUAGUCCAAGCCAAGUCGAAAUGCAUAGUAAUAAAGAACAUCCAGAAUUCUCAGUUAAGAUAGAACUUGUAACAGAUUAUAAGGAUAUAUUGGAGAACAUAAUGGAUAGAGUUUCGUGGAAUAGCAUAAGUGAGACGGAUUUUAACGAAAAAGAAAAACAAGAGAAAAAGUCAUGGAAACUAAAAUCGAACAAUCCAGCGGUUGCAAGAAAAUCUACAGCUAAGUCAACUAUAUGUGAACGCAAUCAUCCGUACAAAGUAAAAGCCGUUGCUCGAAAAUCUAUAAAUCCGCUACCAAAAUAUUCUACCGACACUGAUUUUUUACCUAGUAAUUGUACAAAUGAUAGUGAUUCGGACAAAACUUCGACCAACCAAUAUUCGUUUUAUGGAAUACCAUCAAAACCUGUUAACUUAGGACAAUUAAGUACAUACAUGGUAGUUGGAGGUCUUAGUAUGAGAGUAAAUUGUACUACUCUUGCUCAGCUGAUAAAUAUUAAUGCGUGCAUUAAGCUUAACGAUAUUAAGUAUGACCCUAAAUAUGCUUCUUUAUUUUCAAAAGCAAAACAGUGAAAGUUAUCAAUCAAAUAUCAUUGCUUGCAUCAACUAUCAAAAAUCAUUUUUUCUAGACAAUAACAGUACAGCACAAGAAUCUCAAAUAAUUAUUUGAGCUAUAAAUAUUUAAUUGAAUAAAUAGUUUUUUUUA